Messenger RNA from Hemibagrus wyckioides, 1645 nucleotides. RefSeq names its product POP4 homolog, ribonuclease P/MRP subunit (gene pop4). Lineage: Eukaryota; Metazoa; Chordata; Actinopteri; Siluriformes; Bagridae. Gene Ontology annotation, molecular function: ribonuclease P RNA binding. The transcript is spliced from 7 exons. Gene Ontology annotation, cellular component: ribonuclease MRP complex; ribonuclease P complex. The record is from RefSeq and is a predicted model, not a curated record. The coding region runs from base 141 to 803 and encodes 220 amino acids. Gene Ontology annotation, biological process: rRNA processing; tRNA 5'-leader removal.
UGUGUGUGUGUGUGUGUGUGUGAGUGAGUGAGUGAGUGAGUGAGUGAGUGAGUGAGUGUGUGUGUGUGUGUGUGUGUGUGUGUGUGUGAGUGUGAGUGUUGGAGAAUAAUUCAGUUCGAGUGUUAAAGAAAGAACCAGAAAUGGAAAGUGUGGUGUUGUCCAGACUUCCUCCUGAUGAAAGCAAACUGCUGGGAGUUCAGUCCCAGCAUGGUGAAGCUGCUGAGAAGUUCACCAGAGCCUUCCUGAAGAGCAGCACUCCUCAGCUGAGCUCCAGGGCGGUGGAGGACGCUCUGCAGCGUAAAGCCGUGAUGCUGCAGUACGCUCGAGAGAAGAGGAAGAGAGGAGCGAAGACCAAGGCUAAAGGACUGACCGCUCGAGAGAGGAGAGCACUGCGAGUGUUCCAGCUGAAACCUGAACAUCAGAAGUACGAUCUCUUCCUGCCGCUGCAUGACCUGUGGACGCAGUACAUCACUGACCUGUGUAACGGCCUCAGACCAGAGAGUAACCCUCAUGUGAUGCAGCAGAAGCUCCUGAAGGCAGAUUUUCAUGGAGCUAUUCUAACAGUUGUUCGCUCUAAGUGCCCCUCAUAUGUGGGCUCCACGGGGAUCCUGGUGCAGGAGCUGAAACAUGUGUUUACGAUCAUCACCAAGGAAAACAGACUGAAGAUCAUUCCUAAGAGGAACAGUGUGUUCAGUGUGGACAUGGGAGAUUUUGUCACUCAUAUUUACGGCAGUAAGUUCCAGUUUCGUUCCAGCGAGAGAUCAGCCAAAAAAUUCAAAACCAGAGGCACCAUCGACCUGUGAAGAUCCUCCUGACCACACACUGGGCUCUCCAGGGAGAACCUGCUCUCCAGAUUCUGUCAUGGUCAUUUAGAGCCUGGAUAAAAUUUGUUUCUGGAUCAGAGAGACAGAGAGUGUCUGUAAUUUCAGCUUCUGUUUAGAAAUUCAGGCUGUGUUCCAAUAACCUCCUCUUACUCUCAGCUCCUUCAGGAGUGUGUAUCUGAGUGUAUGGCUCUGUAGUCUCUCUCACUCACUCACUCACUCACUCACUCACUCACUCACUCACUCACUCACUCACACACACACACACACACACACACACACACACACACACACACACACACACACACACACACACACUGGAGCUGAUGUCUGAGGUUAGAGAAUGAGGUGAAAGAGUUAAACUGAGUUGGAACACAGCACCACGAUGCUGUCUGGGUUCUGGACACUAGGGGGCGACAUUCUCUCUCUUCAUUUAUCUUCACUGGAGAGGUUGAAUAUUUUAUUUAUUUCUUUUUUUGUUUGUUUUUUUUAACAUGACUUGUAGUUCAUGUACGAAUUCAGGAAGUUACCUUACUGAUUAAUUAACAAGCGUCACAAGUCCAUCCUUGUUUCUGUUUUAUUUAAAUCCUCACUCGUUAAGUCUGCUUUAAUUUCAUCCAGAAGUUAAAUGGACCAAACACUCGGCCUUUUGCGGUGGAACAGAGAUUUGGUGUCUCUGACCCCUGACCCUAACACUAGCCCUGGGCACCUCCUGCGUCCGUGUUUAAGAAGAACUGCUCCUUAAAUCUACAACAAACAGCAUGAACAGUGUGUGAUGUAACUCCACUAAAAUAUACUGAAUUAAUAAAAGUCACUCAGUUACA